This is a messenger RNA of Tripterygium wilfordii, 984 nucleotides long. RefSeq lists its product as uncharacterized. Lineage: Eukaryota; Viridiplantae; Streptophyta; Magnoliopsida; Celastrales; Celastraceae. Bases 1 to 984 code for a protein of 327 amino acids. The record is from RefSeq and is a predicted model, not a curated record. The transcript has a single exon.
AUGGAAGUUCCUGAGUCUCGUACGUGGAUGUACAAUAGAGUUGGACCUAACCGAGUUGGAAUUACAGAAGAGUUCUUGAACGGGGUUGAAUAUUUCAUUGUUUAUGCUUGUCAAAAUAGUUCAGAAUUUCAUAGUACAGGAACAAUAAGGUGUCCAUGUGUGAGGUGCAAAUGUACAAAAUAUCGAGGGUUGGAUGAUAUAAGGAUGCACUUAUACCAGAAAGGUUUUCAGCCCAUAUAUCACUGCUGGACUAGUCAUGGUGAAGAAAUGCCAAAUAUUCCCCACGAGGCGACUGUCUAUGUGCAGACAGAUACUGCAAAUUAUUACUGGCAAAGUAGUAAUCGGGAUAGUUUCAAUCCAUAUGAACAGAUGGUAAUGGACGCUGCUGGACCAUCUGUUGGGCAGGAGCUCUUACAAGAAGAUAAUUACAACCAGCAGUUCGUGUCAGAACCACCUAAUCCUGAGGCACAAAGGUUUUUUGAUAUGUUGACUGCUGCCCAAGCUCCACUAUGGGAUGGUUGCGAGUCACACUCAGAGUUGUCAGCUACAAUGAGGCUUUUAAGCAUUAAAGCUGACUACAAUAUGUCACAGGGUUGUUUUGAUGAUGUCGUUCAUCUUAUGAAGGAGACUAUGCCCGCAGAUAAUAGAAUGCCUGCAACUUUUUAUGAAGCCAAAAAAUCUAUCUCUAGACUUGGUCUUGGUAAUCAGAGAAUCAAUUGUUGUACGAACGGUGGUAUGAUAUACUAUAAGGACGAUGCAAAUUUGACGCACUGCAAAUUUUGCGAGGCAGACCGUUAUAAACCUCGAAGAUCUGGACGUGGAAAUUUCAAGGAGAUUCUAGUUAAACGUAUGUGGUACCUGCCAUUAAUUCCCAGGCUUCAGAGGCUAUUUAGCUCAACAGUUACAGCAAAGGAGAUGAGGUGGCAUUAUGAGCAUCAACAAGAGGCCGACAUCAUGUGUCAUCCAUCUGAUGGAGAAGCAUGA